Mesocricetus auratus (golden hamster) is the source of this 1155-nucleotide messenger RNA. It is a transcript of the gene Arl4a, whose product is annotated as ADP ribosylation factor like GTPase 4A. Bases 225 to 827 code for a protein of 200 amino acids. The transcript is spliced from 2 exons. Gene Ontology annotation, molecular function: GTPase activity; GTP binding. Lineage: Eukaryota; Metazoa; Chordata; Mammalia; Rodentia; Cricetidae. The record is from RefSeq and is a predicted model, not a curated record. Gene Ontology annotation, cellular component: cytoplasm. Gene Ontology annotation, biological process: intracellular protein transport; vesicle-mediated transport.
CGAGUCCCAGGCUUCCCGGCGCCGCGGCCGCCAGAGCUGCGCGGAGGUCUUGGCCCGAGAGGAGCCGCGGCGCGGUCCCCGCGCGGAGAGGCGCCGGCCCAUGUGUCCUCGCUGGGAUCGGGAUUCCAGCCCGGGAGCAGUCUCGUAGCUCGAUCACCCGGCAAGAGAAAUUGUAAGCAGACAAGAAGAACGCAUUCGGCUUGGGACUCCAUUUGCAGCUGGAAAUGGGGAAUGGACUGUCAGACCAGACUUCCAUCCUGUCCAGCCUGCCGUCCCUUCGGUCCUUUCAUAUUGUGAUUCUGGGUCUGGACUGCGCCGGGAAGACAACAGUUUUAUACAGGCUGCAGUUCAAUGAAUUUGUAAAUACCGUACCUACCAAAGGAUUUAACACUGAGAAAAUUAAGGUAACCUUGGGCAAUUCCAAGACCGUCACUUUUCACUUCUGGGAUGUAGGUGGUCAAGAGAAACUAAGGCCACUGUGGAAGUCGUAUACCCGAUGCACAGAUGGCAUCGUGUUUGUGGUGGACUCUGUUGAUGUGGAGAGAAUGGAAGAAGCCAAAACUGAACUUCAUAAAAUAACUAGGAUAUCAGAAAAUCAAGGGGUCCCUGUGCUUAUAGUCGCUAACAAGCAAGACCUGAGGAACUCACUGUCUCUCUCAGAAAUUGAGAAGUUGUUAGCCAUGGGUGAACUGAGCUCAUCGACCCCUUGGCAUUUGCAGCCCACCUGUGCAAUCAUAGGAGACGGACUAAAGGAAGGACUUGAGAAACUACAUGAUAUGAUAAUUAAAAGAAGAAAAAUGUUGCGGCAACAGAAAAAGAAGAGAUGAGUGGCAAUCAGUGCCUUUUAUAUCGGUGUGGAAUAGUUUUCCCUGGGCUGAUUUGAUGAGUUGAAGAGUGUCUGCAGCCUGGUUUUCCUGCCUGCCUGCCCUCCUGGAUGCUGUUAAAGCUUUGUUUUGUUGAACAGUCAGAUGCCAACUCUGUUGCCUUGGCGAAGAUGAGUAACUGCAAUGCUUCUCGAAGUGGUCUCUCCUCCUGACCCACAGGUCUUGUGGUACUACCAUUUUGGGGAGCCAGAAAAGGAUAGUCAUUGACCAGAAAACAAUUUUGUGGAAAUAUUUGACCUGAAGUUAGUGAAAUAAAACUUUGAAGAGUGUA